AGAAGAUCUUGUGACGAUGAUGGAUUCUCCAGAACCUUCUAAGAAGAAUGUUAGUUCUUCUGCCUCCACUCUCAAUGCCACUCCUUCAUCUGAAUCCCCUCAAGUUCAAGAAUCCCCCUUUUUAAGAUUUGUAAACACUUUGUCUCCAAUAAAGCCCGUCAAGGCUAGCCAUGUGGUUGGACAAAGUUUUCUAGGACUCAAUUCUCCACCGCUUGUAUUCAAGUCACCACGAGUUUGUUACCGUGAAACACAUUUCAUGGAAAGGUCUCAAAGCACUCAGUUGCUCACUGGAGAAACAUCUCAGAGUGAAAAUGGAGGCACCAGUCUUGGGGAAGCUCCUGGUGAUUCCAGCAAACCAGAUUCUCAGCAGCCACGGCCAGAGAGAUUUAUAACUGACACUCGGGAGGUUUUUGACUCCAGGAAUGGUGCAAAUACUCAGAAUUGCAGUCCUCCAUCAUCUGUUGAUGAAUAUUUGGCUGAUCCCAGGGAUGUUGAUCGAAUGUAUUUGGCCAACCAAGAUGUGGAACACUCUACUGAUGCAGCUGAAGCAUCAUCACUAAGUGACUUAACUCAGUCAAAGAAAAGUACAUUAAAAUUUGAUAGGAAAGAUUGUCCAGGUGAUAAAGCAGAAGACAUUUUGCCUUUGUCAGAGGAAUCUGAAAAGGGUCAUCAAGAAAAGCCAGCAUAUGGGGAAGAACCUGGAAAGAUAGCAGGGGAGAAAAAUGACGUUGAAUGGGCUUCUCAAGAGCACAGAGAGUUAGAGUCCAAUUCAGCUUCAGGUGUUUUUGAGAAACAAUCUUGUCAUGAUUCACUUCCCCAGGAUUUUAAUGGAUGUGAAGAUUACAAUAAGAUGGUAUCAACUUCACAUGUAACUUCAGAGAAUCUCUCACAAGAUGGUUCUGAGGCUAGUCUAAAGUACCAUGGCAUUCGUAGACGCUGCCUACAAUUUGAGGAAGGUGCUUCCGAUGCUUUUGGAAGUAACAAGUCCAAUGUGAAAUUGAAUGCGACUUCAAGCGAAAUGAAAACGGUUAAGCCGUCCGAACAUAUUAGUUCCUCGUUUCCUCAGCGAGGUAGUGGAAACUUCCCUGUGACAGGUCCCAAGCCAUCAGGUAUUGGGUUGCAUUUAAAUAGCAUAAUAAAUGCUAUGCCAACUGGUCGUGCUACAACUACGAGUAUGCGGUUAUCAGAUGGUUUACAGGGGAUGAAACCCAAAUCUUCAAUAAGCUUAUAUAGAGUGGAGAACAUGAAGAGAUCCGUACUUACAUCUAAUGUGGAUGGGCAAUCAUUAGUUGAUAUUAGAAAUGAAAGCCAUGACAUUGCUGCUUCAGUAGCUACAAAUUCUUUCAUCUCUGGAAAUUCUGAGGAGUUCAACCAACCUAGCCCCUCCAAGAAAAAGAGGAAAACAUCUAGCACUGCUGAUGACAAUGGCCCUAAACGGUGCAACUGUAAGAAAAGUAAAUGUUUAAAACUUUACUGUGACUGUUUUUCUGCUGGACCCUAUUGUUCCGAGUCUUGUACUUGCCAAGGCUGCUUAAAUAGACCAGAAUAUGCGGAGACAGUUACUGAGACUAAACAACAAAUUGAAUCCCGUAAUCCACUUGCAUUUGCUCCCAAGAUUGUACAAUCUACCACUGAUAUUUCAUCUAAUAUGGAGGAUAUAAAUCUGACGACACCAUCAUCGGCAAGGCACAAAAGAGGUUGCAAUUGCAAAAGGUCAAUGUGUCUGAAAAAAUAUUGUGAAUGUUAUCAGGCUAAUGUUGGAUGUUCUAGUGGAUGUCGAUGUGAGGGAUGUAAGAAUAUCUAUGGCAAGAAAGAAGAUUAUGUUGCAUCAGAACACUCUUUAAGUAAAGAAAGGGUGGGCAGUAGUGUUGAGAAAGGAGGAUCAGACAGCACAUUUCCCAAUAAACCGGAAGCGGUAGCAAGCAAGACACAUUAUGAUUUACAAGGCCUCUCACCUAUAACGCCAUCAUUGCAAUGCUCUGACCAAGGCAAGGAGGCCGCAAAAUCCAGACUUCUUUCUGGAAACUUCCAACCAUCCCCUGAAUCUGAUGUUAGUAUGUUCUCAUCUCAAGCAAGAUACACUGAAUCUUCUGAAAAUUUGCACACCAGUCAAGCACUUCCGGAAACAAAUGAGAUGUUGGGAACUGCCCCCUAUGAUUCACAAAUUGACUGCAGCAAUAUGAACACGGUGGAUCAGUCAUCACCAAAUAAUUCAGGUGUUAUCUUACCUCAGCUUAUUCCUGUGUCCAACCCGGAGUCAAUGUCUUGUGCUUCAUCGUCCUCAUCUAGAACAUUCGAGAGGACAAAUAUUCCACAAUCGCUACUUUCCCAAGGAAGUUUUCGCCAGUUGCCUGGAGGCUCUCUUCGUUGGCGUAGUUCCCCGGUUACCCCAACGACUAGAGCGGGGGAAACUCAAUAUUUACAAUGUCCUGAAUCAGAUAGCAGACUCUUUGACAUUCUAGAAAAUGACACCCCUGAUAUACUGAAGGAAGCUUCAACUCCCAUAACAUCUGUGAAAGUAAAUUCCCCAACCCAAAAGCGAGUUUCUCCUCCCCAGAGUCAUCAUCAUGGGAUCGGAUCAAACUCCUCUGGAGGCUUGAGAAGUGGCAGGAAAUUUAUAUUGCAAGCUGUACCUCCUUUCCCACCGUUGACUCCUUGCGUUGAUUCCAAAGGCAAUAGCGAUGAGGAUUUGAAUGAAAAAGCCAAGGACAAAAAAGACAACGAAGCUAAGGACAAACAAUCUCAAAGCUAA
This is a messenger RNA of Abrus precatorius (Indian licorice), 2752 nucleotides long. Its product is annotated as protein tesmin/TSO1-like CXC 2. Gene Ontology annotation, molecular function: DNA-binding transcription factor activity. Bases 17 to 2752 code for a protein of 911 amino acids. Lineage: Eukaryota; Viridiplantae; Streptophyta; Magnoliopsida; Fabales; Fabaceae. The transcript is spliced from 12 exons. The record is from RefSeq and is a predicted model, not a curated record.